CUCUCUUCCUCUUUUUUUUUCUUCUGUCACAGUCUCUGUCCUUCUCAUGGUUACUUCACCUCUUUGUGUCUCUGCUUCUCCCCAUCAGUUCCUCCGUGUGGCUUUUCCAGUGUCUCUCUCUCUCUGUGUGUGUCUCUGGCUUCUGCUCUGAUGGUCCCUCUGCCCGUCUCUAUUUUUAUCCCUCUGACACACCCCCUGCGUCCACCUCUCUGUCUGUCCGUCUCUCCCCCUCCCGCGUCUGCUCAGGACCCAGCUCCUGGUCCCAAUUAGUUGAUCGCCGCCAAGGCAGCGGCGGGCCCCCCACCCCCGGCUCCUCAUUACAGCCGGCGGCUCCUAAUGAGCCUGGGGGGAGGCUGACCCCACGCCCCCGGCCCUUGGUCUGCGUCACUGCCCGCUGCGGGGGCUGCGGGAGGGAUAUAAGGGGGCUGCCUGCUCGCUGCCCAAGUCCACUGCGCGGUGAUGGAGACUCGCCAGGUGCCCCGGAGCUCCCGGGCGCGGCUCCUGCUGCUGCUCCUGCUGCUUGUGCCCUGGGGCGUGCGCACGGCCUCAGGCGUCGCCCUGCCCCCCGCGGGGGUCUUCAGGCUGGCCGCCCUGGAGCGCCGCCGCUGGCUGAACUCCUACAUGCACAAGCUGCUGGUGCUGGACGCGCGCUGA
Myotis brandtii (Brandt's bat) is the source of this 654-nucleotide messenger RNA. It is a transcript of the gene PTH2, whose product is annotated as parathyroid hormone 2. Gene Ontology annotation, biological process: neuropeptide signaling pathway. The record is from RefSeq and is a predicted model, not a curated record. NCBI's taxonomy places the organism in Eukaryota, Metazoa, Chordata, Mammalia, Chiroptera, Vespertilionidae. The coding region runs from base 460 to 654 and encodes 64 amino acids. Gene Ontology annotation, cellular component: extracellular region. The transcript is spliced from 3 exons.